UUAGUAGAUGGAUGAUUCUCAAAGCACCGACAUUACGAGUAAUCCCCCUCUAGCGCCCAUGUCAAGCAUCCGAGCUGUUGCUGCUGGUCUCUCCCUAAUAGCCGUGGCAAGGACUAUGAGCGCCGCAGCUGGAUCUUCCGAGGGUCCGGGGCUGUGUCUAGCUGGAGUGGGCGCCUCAUGCUCGGGGAGUCCUCCCCGCUUGCUCAGACUGACUGCGGUACCGGGAUACGAGCCGCACCGGGUGAACGACAUGCUGCUGCUGAGCCCCGCUGGAGCCCACAGCCGUUGCUCCUCGGACACAGAGGCCGCUGAGGAUGGGAAUCGGCACGUAGUGUUUUUCCCGGGAGACAUUCAGAACUUCCAGCAAGAGAUGAGUCUACAGCCAGAGGGCGCUCAGUGGCAGUGCUGGAGUCUGGAGCGCGUGGCCCUCAUCCUUGGCCGCCGCUUCCCUGGCCGCCACAUAUGGGUGAUACGUGCCUCCCGCAUGUACCUGCACAAGUUCAGCUGCUACCACAACUUUGUGGAGAGCAACCUGUUUGGGGCACCUGAGCACUCGCCCGAUUACGGCGCCCUGCGCCACCUGAGGGCACUGCUGAGGCACGGCAUGGAGCAAGCCGGCCUGCUGCCCUCGGCCAGCCCCUCCUUCCCCCCUCCCGGGUUCUCUCUGGCGCUGGUGGGCUUCAGCAAGGGCUGCGUGGUGCUCAACCAGAUGGUGUAUGAGCUGGCGGGGGCGCGCACCGACCCCGAGCUGGCUCCCUUCCUGCGGAGCGUGACGGACAUGUACUGGCUGGACGGGGGACACCCAGGCGGCAGCGAGACCUGGGUGACGGACCGGAGGGCACUGCAGGAGCUGGCAGCCAGCGGUGCAGCCCUGCACGCCCAUGUCACGCCCUACGAGGUGCGCGACCCCAUGCGCGCCUGGGUGGGCCGCGAGCACCGCCGCUUCGUGCGGACGCUGGAGGAGCUCGGCGCGCGCCUCGUCAACACGCUGCACUUCGAGGACGAGCCCGCUUCCAUCGACAACCACUUCCGGGUCAUCCAGGAGUUCUGAGGUCGCCGGGGGAAACCAGCCCUCCACGACUCCACGAUGCUCUCCUGAAAACUUCAUUUUGGGGGUGCGGAAUCUGUUUCCCAAGUCUUAAAAGACUUCCGUGGAGUGUUUAUAUAGCAUUGUAUCCCUCAGCUCCUACCUGGAUGAAACUGGAUGAUAGCAUCCACAUUCACAGCACUGAUAUUGAAUGACAGCUUUCUUUGAGGAAAGUGCCCUUCGAGGAAGCAGACAGAGCCCAAAUAAACAGAAGGAGCCUGACUAACAGGCUGCGCAUGACAACAAGGGAUUGGGCCAUUCCGCCUCCUAUCAGGGCCAAUCAGUAACUGACUUUUCAGAUUACCUGCACAAGUGAGUAGUGCAAAGUUCAGUUGCUGACCAUUGUUUCCUUGUCAUAUCUCAAUUAUCUUUUGUGGUAUCAUAGGGCUUCCAUACAUGUACAAUAAGGAAGGGAAAAAGAAAAUGGAUAUAAGCUCAUAUUUAGGAUUGCCAGUUCUGCUGCUGCCACUUUUAGUACUUUUGAAGGUGGCUGAAGAGUUAGGGGUUAAAAGUGGCUUGGGGGUAAGGGAUAAAGGGUGCAGAGGGGGGGUUAUGCAUUGGGAUCUCACCCCUCGAGUCCUUCCAGCCCUAGAGCCAAGCUUUCAACUCACGCUCCUUUCUCUCCUUCCUUUUCAAGUGAUGAGACGCUUGAAUGUAAAUGCUACUCGCUUCUCGACUGCAACCUGUUUGACCAUAGUCCAUUCGACCGCUCUCCACCCGGCUGAACGUGACCUGUUUGACUAUAGCCCAUUUGACCGCCCUCCACCCGGCUGAACAUGACCUGUUUGACCAUAGCCCAUUCGACUGCCCUCCACCCGGCUGAACGCGACCUGUUUGACCAUAGCCCAUUCGACUGCCCUCCACCCGGCUGAACGCGACCUGUUUGACCAUAGCCCAUUCGACUGCCUGCCACCCAGCUGAACGUGACUUGUUUGACCACAGCCUGUUAAACGACAGCCGAUUCAACCGUAGCUCAGUCGGUUCAUUCUGCAUUCAUGACCAGACCACUGUGUCAUUAAGGAAACCCUGCAACACACUCACAUGCUAACGCAUGUUCACUUAGACGCGCUCCCCAGUUAUUUGCUCAGUGGUCCAGGAGACUUGGAAAUUGCAUAGCACAGGUUUUAUGUGUUAUGUUACCCAUGCAUAGGGCUGGAUGUUUCCCAGACUAAUUUGGGUGGAGUACCUCGCUCGAGGGCACAGCAAGAGGAGUUGAUCCGUCCUGCUCUAUGCCUUGGCCUCAGCAUUGCACUGCCCUGCGCCGUAAUGGCUGCAUCUCACAGUGAAGCAGUGCUGUUCGGGCCUCAGUGUUGAUCCGUAAUGGCUGCCUCUCACAGUGAGGCAGUGCUGUUCGGGCCUCAGUGUUGAUCCAUAAUGGCUGCCACUCAUAGUGAAGCAAUGCUGUUCGGGCCUCAGUGUUGAUCCGUAAUGGCUGCCACUCAUAGUGAAGCAAUGCUGUUCGAGCCUCAGUGUUAAUCUGUAAUACCUGCCGCUCACAGUGAAGCAGUGAUGUUGGGGCUUCAAUGUAAUCUCUAAUGGCUACCAAUCACAGUGAAGUAGUGAUGUUGGGGCUUCAAUGUAAUCUGUAAUGGCUACCAAUCACAGUGAAGUAGUGCUGUUGAUCCAUAAUGGCUGCCGCUUACAGCAAGGCAGUGCUGUACAGGCCUCGGAAUGUGAAGCACCAUGCUGAAACUCUGGCACUUUAUUUUCUGAUCAGAAAUGAUCUCUUUAGCCUCUUACUUCCGUUAAAGCCCCCUUUCUGUGUUCGUUUAGCUCAGCAAGGGAGAAGAAACCUUAACUAAAGAAUAAAUAAUUAAUGUUCUGUUUGUAUUUGUGAAUGUUUUGUGUUAGAGGAUAAAAUAUGUGAAGCACAAGCUUAUACAGCAAAACUGAAGUGUGUUCAGGUAAAUGGGAACGAACACUAACUUCAGACUCCUUAUUUGUUUUGUUAGUGAAUACAGUUGUAAUGAGGAAGAUGCAAUGAAUGUAUUUAUUUCCUUCUUGCCCAUUCCAUUAUUCAAACUGAUCAUCUAGACUGUUCAGCCAAUGCACUAACAGUAUGCUCAGCUCCUUAAAACAAGUGUGGUCCUGAAGCAUUCUUUAACCAAGCUUUUUAUGGUCAGACCAUGUUUGUUUUUAUUUUUUAUUCGAAAUUUGAUUUCUGUUUUCUUAGUCUUCAUGCUUUUAGUAAAGAACCUGAGCCUUUUAUGCAAUUUUUUGUAGUCGUGGUAGACCUUGAAGGCAGUGGGGAUGACCCAUGCGGAGUGCAGACAUAAUUGAACAUGUUUGAGGCCAUUCAUUUCUGAGGACAUCAGGAGUAAACCCAUACCCAGACCCUGAGUGUAGCAAUGCAACAAGCUGCAACAGCCUACAUGUUCUAACCAUCGUGGCUUCUAGUGACGUGUACAAGCCUGUGUGACCUGCCAUGCCCAGCACAAAAGGUCAGUUUCAGUUUUUGUAAAGGUGUUUGUAGCCUGGGGUCUCAGGAUGUUCAAUGCGAAUGCCAAAAGGCCCAGCUGUUCCUCUUGUGAGGCCAGACCUGUGUCAAUGUAGAAACAUAAACCUACAGAGCAUUGAGUGAAGUAAUAAAAAACAU
This is a messenger RNA of Megalops cyprinoides (Indo-Pacific tarpon), 3683 nucleotides long. It is a transcript of the gene c11h2orf69, whose product is annotated as chromosome 11 C2orf69 homolog. The coding region runs from base 8 to 1051 and encodes 347 amino acids. The record is from RefSeq and is a predicted model, not a curated record. The transcript is spliced from 2 exons. Gene Ontology annotation, cellular component: mitochondrion. NCBI's taxonomy places the organism in Eukaryota, Metazoa, Chordata, Actinopteri, Elopiformes, Megalopidae.